Molecule: messenger RNA, 825 nt
Organism: Panicum virgatum (switchgrass)
Lineage: Eukaryota; Viridiplantae; Streptophyta; Magnoliopsida; Poales; Poaceae
Product: 40S ribosomal protein S11-like
Exons: 6
Coding region: 151-636 (161 amino acids)
Biological process (GO): translation
Cellular component (GO): cytosolic small ribosomal subunit; ribosome
Molecular function (GO): structural constituent of ribosome
Source: RefSeq, a predicted model, not a curated record
AAUGCACUAAUGCAGGGGUGCUUCUGCAAAUUCCGAGACAACCCCGCUCCGAUAUAAGAAGUGCUCCCUUAGGGUUUCCGCCGCGCCGCCACCUCCUUCCGAGUCUCAGCUCCGCACCCCCCGCCGCCGCUCGACGCCCGCCGCGCAGCCAUGGCGGAACAGACUGAGAAGGCUUUCCUCAAGCAGCCUAAGGUGUUCCUCAGCACAAAGAAAUCUGCCAAGGAUAAGAAGCCAGGCAAGGGAGGCAGCCGCUUCUGGAAGAGCAUUGGCCUGGGCUUCAAGACCCCCAGGGAAGCAAUUGAAGGGACCUACAUUGACAAGAAGUGCCCAUUCACUGGAACUGUUUCCAUCAGAGGCAGGAUUAUUGCCGGAGCAUGCCAUAGUGCAAAGAUGAACAGAACCAUCAUUGUUCGCAGGAACUACCUCCACUUUGUUAAGAAAUAUCAGAGGUACGAGAAGAGGCACUCCAACAUUCCGGCUCACAUCUCCCCAUGCUUCCGUGUCAAGGAAGGUGACCAUGUCAUCAUUGGCCAGUGCAGGCCCCUCUCCAAAACUGUGAGGUUCAACGUGGUGAAAGUCAUCCCAGCUGGAUCCACUGAUGGCAGAGGCGGGAAGAAGGCGUUCACCGCGGCCUGAGCUUUAGACUAUGUUCCAAGAGUAGUCUAUAGAAUGAUGUCUUUUUGCUAAAAAUCCUGCUAGGCUGGUGUUUUCGAUUAUGGUUUGGAGAUUGUUCGCUGUCUGAAUGGAGUCUCAUCACCGGAACAUGUUACUCUUUAUGGAAUCCUCUCGUGCAAAGUUUUGUUAUGAUCUGUAUUGUUUCCCCAA